UUCUCAUUAUUCUUCACUUUCACUGAAAAUAUAAUUGAUAACAAGCGGUGUUUUACUUAAGUUUAAAGGAAAUCAACCCCUCAGAUAUUAUUUAGGUAUAGAUUCGUACCUUCUGCUAAGAAUAAAAGUAGAUAUAUUUAUGCUGCAAUGAGCUCAAACCCAAAACACUUAAGCGACAAUGAUGAAGACGACGACGAUGUUGUGGUUCUUCGAGUGUGUGCAAAUUGCCACGGCAUCGAGGACUUGGAGUUUGAUGAAGAAACCAACGAGUCGUAUUGUCGUCUCUGCCGCGACUUGUUUAAACUGACAAAGUAUGAAGGAUUCCGUAUUCUGCUGAACAACGACGACCUGGCCUUAGUAUCGCUUAUUUUCUCGACGUUUGACAGUCAAAAGAAAGGAUUUUGGGAUUAUAAGGAUUGGGGCGAAUUUCAGAAGUGCACUCAGCACUUUCCCACGGAGGAGAUCGAUAAUAGUGAUGCAUUGGCUUCUUUUUUCAAGGAGGAGUUUGACUUGGUGUUAAGAAAGAAAAACGGCAACGGUGCGGUUAUUCAGCUUUCAGAUCUUGAGAACAUGUAUGGCGGCUAUGCAUUUAAUCAUAUAAAUGCUCUUACUGAAGACAGUGAAACACUACAAAAUGAUGGAAUAAUCAAUAUGGGGGUAUUGGAAUAGACUACCCUUCAAAGGGUUUAAGAGGUUAAUAAAAUGGCGAAAAAAGUUUUGAUAUAAGGAAACCUGCUUAUUUUUCUAUGCAAUCUGCUAAUGUAAUUCGUGUCAAGUGUUUAGAUAUAGAAAUUCAGACUUUUAUACACCGAAAAAUUGUUUUCAAAAUACUAGAAAAAUAUCUUAUUGCCACUGAUCCUAGUUCAGAAAUAGAACUAUUUUUCUAGAAUUAUACAGGUGGUAAGCGAAUCCUUUCAAUUAAGUGUUUAGGAUUUGUGUACAAAAUUGGUGGAACUACUUGGCAUGUCGCAAAAUUUAUUUACUAGAUGAAGGGUGAUAUCUGAGCCGUAAUCUCUAUUAUCGAUUGCUAAUUUACCCCAAAAUAAAUUGAGCAUUUGCUCUUAUUUUGUCAUAACUAACCUUAAUGUUUUAAAUAUAAUAUACUAGUUUUCUUUAUAAUCAAAUAACCUGGAGGUAUUUACUUCGUGUUUUGUAAACAGCUUGAGACCUUAUUUAUAACUAUAUAUUUUUCUUUUCUAUUACAUAUUGCCCCAAUGUGGUAUGCUCUGAUUGUAU
This is a messenger RNA of Phytomonas sp. EM1, 1236 nucleotides long. The record is from the annotation of a GenBank genome assembly. NCBI's taxonomy places the organism in Eukaryota, Euglenozoa, Kinetoplastea, Trypanosomatida, Trypanosomatidae.